AGCAUGGCUGCCAAAUCUCCUCAACAAAUUGACAUUUCUCAAUUACCUAUACAACAACUCAAUCAACUUGCUCAACAAGUAGAACAGGAAUUAGAAUUCUUUCAGACAUCAUUAACUCAACUGAAAAUUGCCCAGGGCAAGUUUGUGGAAUCUCAGGAAUGUAUGAAUAAAGUUACUAAAGAAAAUGUGGACAAAGAAAUUUUAGUUCCAUUAACAAGCUCUAUGUAUGUACCAGGUCAGUUGAGUAAUGCUGAUAAUGUGUUAAUAGAAAUAGGAACUGGUUAUUAUAUUGAAAUGUCUGUAGACAAAGGCAAAGAUUACUUUAAAAGAAAAGUGGAAUAUAUUUCAAAACAAAUGGAGAAAAUACAACCAAUAUUACAGGAGAAAUAUAAAGCUAAACAAGCCAUAGUAGAAAUAUUACAGUUAAAAGUUCAAGCUCAGAUAGCAGCCCAAGGUCAAUCACCACCAGCAAAAGCCUAAUGUCUUAUUUAUUUAUUUCAUAUUGUUUUCUAGUGUUAGCUUUUUUCAAUAAAUAAUAUCAUUCACCUUUAA
Messenger RNA from Lottia gigantea (owl limpet), 552 nucleotides. RefSeq lists its product as hypothetical. The record is from RefSeq and is a predicted model, not a curated record. Bases 4 to 480 code for a protein of 158 amino acids. Lineage: Eukaryota; Metazoa; Mollusca; Gastropoda; Lottiidae. The transcript is spliced from 5 exons. Gene Ontology annotation, cellular component: cytoplasm; prefoldin complex. Gene Ontology annotation, biological process: protein folding; regulation of DNA-templated transcription.